AUGUCCGGGCAAGACAUGAUUGUAGGCUCGGUGGUCGAGUUGGCCAAUGGACGACAAGCGACGGUGCGCUUCAUCGGUACUACCCACUUUGCGGAAGGAGAAUGGAUAGGUCUUGAAUUGGAUGAUGCGACCGGAAAGAAUGAUGGUGCAGUACAAGGAGAACGAUACUUCAAUUGCGAGCCAGGGUACGGCAUGUUUGUUCGACCAUCAAUCGUCGGAAAGGUCAUCCAACGACAACCUGUGCGGGAGAGUAAACAAACCGCCAAACCGGCUGCCAGCGCGGCCGGCAGCAAAGCGCCUCAAGCCGGACUCUCAGCUGGUUUGCGCAAACAACCUGGAUUGCCUCCCACAGCAGUAAGGCGACAAAGCACCAGCACAAACUCUACUCCUACACCAGCGCCGAGGGGUGCUGCAGCUCGCCCAUCUCUGAGAUCGCCCACGAAGUCCCCGACGAAACAACUAGGAGCCACUGCUUCUUCCCGCCCUUCAAUCGGGACUACCCCUACUCCACGCACUUCUACUGUGGGAACGACCCGACCCCGAGGAACCACCACAGCCAGAAGCUCUAUAGGUUCUUCUGCAGCACUAAAUGCCACCAAAACUGCGCGACCGUCAGUAUCUGGGCCAGCAGCCCGGACCUCACGGCCAAGCUCGCAAACUACGAUACGCACAACAGGCCCUUCGGCGUCAAAGGUUACUACUACAUCAAGGCAGGUUGGCGCCACAAAGGAAUCCGAUGGAAGAAACAGCCGUGCAGGUGGGCAAUCCGGGAACACAACCGACCUUGAGUCACCUGGCACUGAAGGGGAGGCUGCGCCAAGUGGAGGACUGGCGCCCAAGACCUCUCGACAGUCGAUGACUGCCACUCGUCCAGCGACCACACGCCCUGGAGCUCCGGUAUCUACGUCGCAACGUCAAGUUUCGAAUGCUGCAGUGAACCGAGAAAUCGAGGAGCUCCAGCUGAAGCUUAAUCAGAUGGAGAAGAAACGGGUCGAGGAUAGGGAGAAACUCAAGACCCUGGAACAAAUUCGGACUGAACGCGAUAAGUUCGAAUCGAUCAUUCAGAAGCUGCAGGCCAAAUAUCAACCGCAGCAAAUGGAGGUUACGGAACUUCGCAAAAAGCUCAAAGACACCGAGGCUCGCUUUGAUGAAUUAGAUCGAAUCCAGGCAGAGCAUGAAUCACUCAUGGAAAUGGCUGCCCUUGACCGCGAAAUGGCGGAGGAGACAGCCGAGGCCUUCAAACACGAGUGUGAAGCACUUCGAUCAAAGAUGGAAGAGCUUAGUCUAGAGGUGGAGGUUCUCCGAGAGGAGAACGAAGAGUUUAGCCAGGUUACAAGUCCAGAGGAGAGAUCCAGUCAUGGAUGGCUCCAGAUGGAGAAAACCAAUGAACGUCUUCGUGAAGCUCUCAUCCGUUUGCGAGAUAUGACUCAACAGCAGGAAUCAGACCUCAAGGCCCAGAUCAAGGAACUGGAAGAGGACCUCGAGGAAUACUCCGCUGUCAAAUCUGAUUAUGAGGCGGCAAAAGAGAAGCUUUUGGUCCUAGAGACCAAUGUGGAGGAUCUCAAGCAGCAGCUGGAAACUGCGCUGGGCGCCGAAGAAAUGAUCGAAGAGCUGGCAGACAAGAACAUGCGCUACCAGGAAGAGAUUAACGAGCUCAAAGCUGCCAUUGAGGAUUUAGAAUCUCUCAAGGAGAUCAGUGAUGAAAUGGAGUACACCCAUAUCGAAACCGAGAAACAACUCCAGGAAGAGAUUGACUACCGGGAAGGCGUUUUCGGCGAGCAAUGCCGAAAACUUAACCAGCAGGACGAGGUCAUUGAAGAUCUUGAAUACACGCUGUCUCGCUUCAGGGAGUUGGUGACGAACCUACAGACUGACUUGGAAGACAUGCGGGCAACCCAACAGAUCUCCGAGGCGGAGGCCACCGAUCUCACCACACGGUCCCGGGCCAUGAUGGAUCUAAAUAUGAAGUUGCAAGCUUCUGCAUCGAAAGCUCAAACCAAAUCUAUCGACAUGGAACUGAGCCGAAUGGAGUCGGAGGAAGCCGCACAACAACUUUCGAUGGUCAAAUUGUAUCUGCCAGAGUAUUUCGACGGUGAAAGGAACUCUGUCCAGGCUUUACUCCGCUUCAAGCGUGUUGGAUUCAAGGCCACUAUUAUCAGCAGCACCAUUCGAGACCGGGGCUCAGAGAACUCGGCACUCUCAGCGCAUGAAGAAGUUUUCAAGGCCCACGAGGUGCUGGAACAUCUUAUGUGGAUCUCAAAUGUAUGUGAUCGGUUUGUGAAAUUCAUUACCACCUGUUCUCCCGAACAAUUCGGAAACAUCAAGGUCGCAAUGUUUGAAAUGGAACCAGUCGAGCGCACGUUGAACUUCUGGAUCGAGAACGCGAAGAAGAACGAAGUGAAUCUUCCGAAGCUCGCAAUGGAAUUGCAGCGAUCUAUCGCUCUUAUCGCGCACCUAGCAGAAACCCUUCUUCCUUCUAGCCUUGAGAUCUUUGCCGAUGAAUUGUGUAUGCGUGCCCACUUGUCUCAGUCAUACCUUGACCAUGCCGGCACUGCGAUUGCGCGCCUCAAGCUCAUCAUCAAGGCUAAAAUGGUUACCUCAGAAGAGGGCAGGGAGGAAGAAUCGUUUGCUCUUAACAAACUGGAUUCCUUUGUUUCUCAGGCUCGCGGGUGCAAGGUUGCGAUGGGCAAAAUCAGCCGGUCUCUUGACGAUCUGCAGUCUAGGUCUCUUGCUCUUCCAAAGGAGGCGGAUGAGCCCUUCAAGAAUGCCGAAACCAGUACCAAGCAACUUUCAGAAUUUACUCGGGCACUCGGUGAGAACAUUGUCAGUCUUACUAGUGAUGAAGGUCGCACGGAGGCUUUCAGCUUGGAGGAAAUCCUGGAUUGUUUGUCACAGGCUUCUGCAUCGUUUGCUUCAUCUUCCGAAACACCGGAAGAGAGCAAUGACCCGGUUUCAUUGCUGCUCAGCAAACUGCGUGACCUAAGCGGUCAAUUUGAAGAGUUGGAUCACAUCUCGUCGGAUUUGUCUCGCACAACCGAAUUUGAGAGAGGCGCUAAUCCUUGGAUUGCUCGUGCCGAGGAGCUGAAGUCUAACAAAACAAUCUCCCCGGACGCCGAUGAAGAGAUUCGUCGAUUGAAGAAUGAAAUCCAUGAGGCAUCUGCUGCACUUGGUGUGAAAGACACCACCCUUGAAGAGCAAUGCCUUAAGAUCGAGCACCUUGAAUCAAGGAUGCGGGAAGCAAGCAAGAAGGCAGCUUUGGUUAAGGACCUGGAGGCUCGAAUCGAGCAAAUCCAGGAAGCAGAAAGCGAACUAGAGGAAACGAUUGAAAGACAAAAGAAAGAGCUUCAAGCAGCCGAAACAGAGCGAAACGAGUACAUGAACCGUCUCGAGCGCAUGAAGCGCAUGUCCGGUACAGUCGGCGUGAAAACGACAGGCGAUGGCGUCGUAAUCGACAGCGAGGCCUCACUGGCAGCAAUGCAAGAAAACGAAUCUCUCCGCGCCGAAGUAGAGAGCCUACAAGCAGCUGUGCGUUUCCUGCGCGAGGAGAACCGCCGCUCAAACAUCCUCGACCCAUACUCCGUCCAGCGUUCAACAGAAAUGCACGCCUGGCUCGACAUGCCCCUCACACGCGCCAACCCCACACCAGAAGAAGAAAAGAUCCGACGCACCGCCCUCGAAAGCAGAGAUGUAAUGUCCCAUCUCCUGAAGCUAACCAAGGAGUCACACGUCCCCGAUCUCAAAUCCACAAUGACUCGCCCGGCCAGCGGCGACGACAGCACCGCCAACCGCACCGCAUGGCGUCCAUCCAAGACUCGUCUUCGAUACCAGGUUCUCCAGCAACGCGAGAACUUCGAGCACUGGGCUGAAUGGCGUGAUGAGAUCGUCAACCACGAGCGUGAGCAGGACCGUCUGGCUGCCGCUAAGCAGGAACGCGCAAUGCGCGAUCGUGUUUCUAAACAUGCUCAUAAGGGCUCUGUUGAAUUCCCUCAGGGCUUGGGUCAUGGUAUGAUGGGUCGAGCGUGGCAGAUUCUGGGGAUGCAGAAGCACCGCAAGAAUGCCUCUAUUAGUUCUCCUGCUCCGGAUGGAGUGGAGAUUGUAUCUACGGAUUGA
Molecule: messenger RNA, 4110 nt
Organism: Penicillium canescens
Lineage: Eukaryota; Fungi; Ascomycota; Eurotiomycetes; Eurotiales; Aspergillaceae
Exons: 2
Coding region: 1-4110 (1369 amino acids)
Biological process (GO): nuclear migration involved in conjugation with cellular fusion; establishment of mitotic spindle orientation
Cellular component (GO): cell tip; spindle; microtubule associated complex
Source: RefSeq, a predicted model, not a curated record